CCGGCAGAUUGGAAUGUGUGUUAGUGUGGGUUUCGCUGUGGCGGCGAAGGUGCGUGCCGCUCCAUGUGAUACUAAACUUAAGCUGUUGUGUACAAAGUUAUACAUUAUUCGUUGUGAUAGUUAUCCAAAUAGACUACAGCAAAGAUGUCAUUCCGACUGGUUCGACAAAGCAAGUUCCGUCACGUAUAUGGCACCUGCUUAAAAAGGGAACAGUGCUUUGAUAAUAUUCGAGUAAGCAAGUCAUCAUGGGAUUCCACAUUCUGCGCCGUCAAUCCAAAGUUCUGCGCCAUUAUAGUAGAGUCAGGUGGAGGCGGAGCAUUCAUUGUCCUACCACUCAGCAAAUUAAAUAAGACUACUAUUCUAUCGAAGAAAGCAUCGACGGCUGGGCGUAUACCCCCGGAUCAUCCACUGGUAGGUGGACACAAAGGUCCUGUGCUGGACAUCGCAUGGGAUCCCUUCAAUGACAAUGUCAUAGCUUCAGGGUCAGAAGAUUGCGUCGUCAAAGUCUGGCAGAUCCCUGACCAUGGCCUGGUAACGACCAUGACAGAACCGGUAGUUGACCUCGUCCACCACCAGCGGCGAGUUGGCCUGGUUCUAUGGCACCCGACGGCAAAUAAUAUCCUCCUCUCAGCUGGCUCAGAUAAUGUGAUUGUCAUCUGGAACGUGGGCUGUGGUGAAGCUCUGAUCACCAUUGACUCAGUUCACCCAGACCUCAUCUAUUCGUGUAGUUUCAACUGGGAUGGCUCACUCCUCCUAACCACCUGCAAAGACAAAAAGAUCAGGAUCAUCAACCCGAGGGAUGGUGAAGUGUUUGAGGAAGCAACAUCUCAUGAAGGGAGCAAGGCCACACGUGCCAUCUUCCUACGAAAUGGAUUGGUCUUUACCACUGGCUUCAGCAAGAGAUCAGAGCGACAGUACUCUCUACGCGCCCCAGGCCACCUCGAUGACCCUAUCACAAUGGUAGAGCUGGACUCUUCCAAUGGUGUAAUGUUCCCUAUGUAUGAUCCAGAUUCUAACCUAGUUUUCCUUUGUGGCAAAGGUGACAGUGUUAUCCGUUAUUUUGAGAUCACACCAGAAGUGCCAUUCGUCCACUACAUAAACACCUUCCAGUUACCAGAUCCACAGAGAGGUAUUGGCAUGAUGCCCAAACGAGGUGUUGAUGUCACCACAUGCGAAAUCACCCGAUUCUACAGGCUCAACAACAAUGGCUUCUGUCAAAUCAUUACCAUGACAGUGCCAAGAAAGUCAGAGUUGUUCCAAGAGGACUUGUACCCUGAUACCCCCGGAGAUAUUCCAGCAGUGUCGGCCGAAGAGUGGUGGGAAGGUGUCUCAAAGGAACCCAUUCUCAUGUCAUUAAAAGAUGGUUAUCAAGCCACACAAAAGUGUGAGCUCAAAGUUACCAAAAAGAAGACCAACAUCUUAGAUAAGAUGCCACCCACUGGGAAAGUGAAGUCUGAAGAAGACGGAAAGGCAGUUGCUGUUUCUACAGAAGCAUUGGAGAAGGUCAAAGAGGUCACCAAAGUCAAUGAUGACUUGCGGAAGAAGAUAGACGAGUUGCAGUCAGAGAUGAAGAAGUUCAAGGCAGUGUUCUUGAAACAAGAGAAUCGCAUUAGGGUCUUGGAGACCAAGCUCGGAGAGCUGACUUCUACUGGCGCACCCCAGACUCAACAGCAGGUUAAAAAAGUGCACACUAAGAACGUUAAGAAACAAAUAGGAGGUCAAAAAUUGGAAUAGUGACAUAGGUAAGCGAUACCUUACUCUGGUGACUUCGAGUCUUGCCUGUCCAUCUGAACCAUGUGUUGAAGGGGUUGUUUGUCAUUUGCUUGCAUGAAUAAGGGUCAAGCAGAUUGUUGAUAUUUGAUUAAUUUGGUUAUGAACACACUGGAUUUUGUUUCCUUAUUAACAUAUUUUUUAUUAUCUCCCUCUUUUAAAGCUAUUCUAUUUUUUUCAUAUUUGCUUUGAGAGUAGGUUUCACUGUAUUAUUGGCUGUGAAAUAAAGAAAAAUAUGUGCAAUGUUCGUAAAUUGGAUAAGAAAUUCAGAAAGUGAGAAUGCUUGUAAUUUUCUUAAAAGGAAAUUAUGAAUACAAAAGAAAAGCAAACAUUUCAACAAAAAGCUUGGAGUCUUAGAUUCAGAUAUAUUUUAAACUAUUCUGUCUAUUACUGUUGGCAGAGUGUGCUCUUGUAAAGUCAGCAUGAAACAUUUUUAGUAGCUUUUUUCUCUCCUUUCCUCUGAAAAUACAAAAUACUGCACGUUGUUUGAAUCCUUGUCCUUUAGGAGAAAGCCUAGUGAAGUUUUUGUGUUUACACAGAACAUGGAUGUGCUUCUGCACCAAUUGUGUUAUCUUGUUGAUUCAGGACUUGGCCAUGUAGGCUGCAGUUAGUGUUAGUUGAUUUCCCUCCCCCCCCUUUUUAAUAUUGGUAUAUUCUUUAGUAUAUGAAUGCCUCUAGGCUGCAUAGCUUUUUUAGUGUACUUAUUUUGUUUUACAUUUCUUUAUAAACAAGAGUACAUCAAGUACAGUAUAUAUUAGUUCAUAUAAUAGCCCUCCUUGGAGACUGAUACUAGUCAGUGUGAUAUCUAUUCCUCAAGUAUGUUAUCAGUAUUUUAGGUUUUACCUUGUUAUUGAUAUUUUUUC
Penaeus vannamei (Pacific white shrimp) is the source of this 2633-nucleotide messenger RNA. Lineage: Eukaryota; Metazoa; Arthropoda; Malacostraca; Decapoda; Penaeidae. The record is from RefSeq and is a predicted model, not a curated record.